AUGAUGUCAUAAUUAGGCUCACCCAAGAAGUUUUCUUAUUUGAUCCCAAAAGGUGAUGGUAGUGUUCUUCAUCAGNAUAAAUUAUAUAAAUUAUUCAAAAAAAUUUAAGUGCAUUUCAUUAUUAAGAAAAUAUUUAUAACAAUUGCUUCUAAUGUUUAAAUAUAGAUGAUAAUAUAAAUGAUUAUAUUGAAUCUCCAAGAUAUAAAAUAAUUCCUAAAAUUAACAAAGAUUUAGAAUAAAUUAUUGAAUUUGGAAAUGCAUUUGGAUAAGUUGUAGUUGAAUCUAUAUUGUAAUAUUAUAUUCCAAUAUUCGGUAAAAAUUUAGUAUCUUAUUCAAUAACUGACUAUUUAUUUAAAGUUAGACAAUAAUACAAUAUUAUAUCAUAGAGAGAAAAUAAAAUAAGAGUUUCAAUCAAAGAAUAAGUUAAUAAAACAUUUGAAUAUUUUUUAUAACAAAAAUAUGAAAAUGAAUAUAAAUUUUAAAUAACAAAAGAAGAAAAAGAUUUAAUUAAUAAAGAUAUUAUUGAUUCAAUCAUUGAAUCUGCAUAAUUUUAAUACUUUAAUAAUUCAUAUUGGUUACAUAUUAAUAAUGAAGAAAUUGAAAAUCUAAUAUUAGUAUCAAUUAGCAAAAUUUUAAUCUAAUAAGUGCAAGAUUAAGUUGAUCUAUUUCUUAUGUACAAAAUAUUGGUAUUGA
This is a messenger RNA of Paramecium primaurelia, 693 nucleotides long. NCBI's taxonomy places the organism in Eukaryota, Ciliophora, Oligohymenophorea, Peniculida, Parameciidae. The record is from the annotation of a GenBank genome assembly.